CGUAACUUUAAAAAUGGGUUAUUUUUGUCAAUAAAAAGGGAGGCUAAUAAGCUGUGUUUGGGGCAGAGAGUUUGCGGUAAAUCCUCUUUUAUAAGCUUUAGUGAUCUGCCUUUUUGUCUACAUACUUUGUCACCAAUAUGGCUAAGGCAUAUUCUUUAAGCGGAAGCUGUCCUUCCAUGAUCUCAACAAUGCUGUUACUUGGGCUGCUGAUCAUCACGUCAACCAUAGACAAAACUGCUGCGCAAAUUGGAGUCUGUUAUGGGAUGCUGGGCAACAACUUGCCUUCCCAAAAGGAAGUCAUAGCUCUCUACAACCAAAACAACAUCCGAAGAAUGCGACUCUACGAUCCCAACCAAGCCGCUCUCCAAGCCCUCCGAGGCACCAACAUCGAACUCAUGCUCGGCGUUCCCAACACCGACCUCCAAAGGCUCGCCUCAAACCAAGCCGAAGCCAACACUUGGGUCCAAAACAACGUCAGAAACUACAACAACGUUAAGUUCAAGUACAUCGCCGUCGGAAACGAAGUCAAAACCUCAGACAGUUUCGCGCAAUUCCUCGUCCCCGCCAUGCAAAACAUUCAAAGGGCAAUCUCCACGUUCGGCCUCGCCAACCAAAUCAAAGUCUCCACCUCCAUCGACACCGGAGUCCUCGACGUAUCCUAUCCUCCUUCAAAAGGCUCGUUCAAGUCGGAUUACCGAGCUAUUAUCAACCCUGUAAUAAGCUUCUUAGUGAGCAACGGAUCUCCAUUGCUCGUCAACUUGUAUCCUUAUUUCAGUUACAGUGGCAACACGAGAGACAUUUCUCUUGAUUAUGCUCUUUUCAGAUCGCCGUCAGUUGUUGUGCAAGAUGGUCAGUAUGGAUAUCGCAAUCUUUUCGACGCCAUAUUGGACGCCGUCUAUUCAGCUCUCGAGAAGGCGGGCGGAGGGUCGUUGGAGAUCGUCGUGUCGGAGAGCGGUUGGCCGUCGGCUGGUGGGACGGGAACGACGGUCGAUAACGCUAGGACUUAUAACAAUAACUUGGUGCAACAUGUGAAGAAAGGGACUCCGAAGAAACCAGGAAGGCCUAUUCAGACUUACAUAUUUGCCAUGUUUAAUGAGAACCAGAAGACCCCGGAACUUGAGAAGCAUUGGGGACUCUUCCUACCGAACAAGCAGCCAAAAUACCAAAUGAAUUUCAAUUAAGAAGCAAGCUUAUAUAUGUGUGGUAAUAAAGUAAUGGCAAUAAGGACGGACCAAUUUGUUUAGUACAAUAAAAGGUUACAGCUUGUAAUCCGCUUGCAAAGAUGCGGUUGGUAAAAAAAUUAUAUACUUUAACGAAUGUCUUUUUUUUUUUCUUUUUUUUUAAGGACUAAAGGUCUUCUUUUAUAAACUAAAGUUGGUGAAGAAA
Messenger RNA from Morus notabilis, 1386 nucleotides. RefSeq names its product glucan endo-1,3-beta-glucosidase, basic isoform. Gene Ontology annotation, molecular function: hydrolase activity, hydrolyzing O-glycosyl compounds. Bases 138 to 1181 code for a protein of 347 amino acids. Gene Ontology annotation, biological process: carbohydrate metabolic process. Lineage: Eukaryota; Viridiplantae; Streptophyta; Magnoliopsida; Rosales; Moraceae. The transcript has 2 exons. Gene Ontology annotation, cellular component: plasma membrane; cell wall. The record is from RefSeq and is a predicted model, not a curated record.